AUGAGUGCUCGUCGUAGGUCUCAUGCUGCUUCAGUCGACAUGAACCGUCUUUCAAAACUAGAUCGUCUUAUUAUGGCCCAAGCAGUCUGGGAAAUUGGCACAGAAUGGACUGCAAUCGCAAAAAUUCUUUCCAAGCACCCUCUUCUUUCACACCCAAAGUCUUUCUUCACUGCACAAGUCAUAAUGUACAGUUCUCUUAUAAAGGAAGCCGAGCUUGACAUCUCACAAGAAAAUAGUGAACCUAAAGCGGAUGUGAACCUCAAGUUGGCGAAACGACAAUACCUUGCUCGAUACCAGGAGCUACGAGACGACAUCUCAGCCGAAGAAGAAAAGUUCAAGAAAAUUCUUGCUGAGAUUGAAGAUAUACGGUCGGGAUCAUGGGAUGACAAGAUUCGAGCUGAUAUUUCUGGAGUCCCCGAAGAGAAGGUUACGCCAAUUCCCGAAACAACCACGGAAGAGAAACCUGUUCCAGAGCUCGACGGAACGAUAACCACUACGACCGCUCUCCCAACGGAAAUGAAUGCGCCGGUGGAAGACAGCAUCGCAUCUCUAGAAGUCCUACCUGCAUCAACCGAUGCCGAGGUUUCAGAUGCACCUCCACAAGAGAAUUCACCGAAGCUUCCUCAAGAGUUUGUGGAAAGCCCGCCUCAUGACUUGACAUCACUUUCAGAAGAAUCAGCGGAACCUGAUGUGGUGGAGGCUGCAGAAGUUUCUCAUCAACCUGUCGAAGAAUACGAAUCGGAACCUCACUCGCCGCCCGAAGUCCUAGAUGUUGAUAUGGCAGGGGAGCCUGAAGACACGCCGAAAGCUGCAGACCUCGACGAAGACGGUAUGACAUCAGGAGACGAGCCAUUACAAACAACACGCAAAUCAACACGUCGACGCCGAUCGUCUGGUACCACAGUCGCCCAGGCCAAGGCCGUCAAAAGCCGACGCCAGCGACGUGGUACCUCCGUCCCCGAAGACGGUGACACGUUGCCUGAAGCAGACAUUGAAAUGGUAGCGACACCUCAAGAAGAUCAGGCUGACUCUCCGAAUGCUGAUGUUGUCACAACGAGGCGAAGCAAACGAAAAGCGUCUAAUCCAGAACCAAGCGAUGUGCUUCGUGACAAGAAGCGCAUGCGAGAGCCUUCAGAACCAGCGGAUGACGAUGAACCUGGCCCUUCUGGCGCUCGAACACGUCGCCGUGGAGACCGCACGGAAGAACAGGUAGCUCUCAAGCGAUUCCAAAAUGUCAUCGGGAUGCUGCACUCCCAGAUCUCUCAGCACCGCAGUGGCAAUAUUUUUCAUAACCCCAUCAAAGCCUCCGAAGCACCAGAUUACCACGAUAUCGUCAAACGGCCUGUGGACUUGAAAACCAUCAAGGCUAGAAUCAAGGACGGUGUAAUUUCCAACUCUUUGGAAUACCAAAGAGACAUAUAUCUCAUGUUUGCCAAUGCGAUGAUGUACAAUCGACCUGGCUCAGAUAUAUAUUCCAUGGCGGAGGAUAUGAUGUACGAGAGUGAGGUCAUGAUCAAUACACAUAGGCAGACUGAGGGUUACCUAAGUAAUAGGAAAACGCACUAA
This is a messenger RNA of Desarmillaria tabescens, 1566 nucleotides long. RefSeq lists its product as uncharacterized. Gene Ontology annotation, cellular component: NuA4 histone acetyltransferase complex. Lineage: Eukaryota; Fungi; Basidiomycota; Agaricomycetes; Agaricales; Physalacriaceae. Gene Ontology annotation, molecular function: protein binding. Bases 1 to 1566 code for a protein of 521 amino acids. The transcript has 12 exons. The record is from RefSeq and is a predicted model, not a curated record.